This is a messenger RNA of Porites evermanni, 2051 nucleotides long. The record is from the annotation of a GenBank genome assembly. Lineage: Eukaryota; Metazoa; Cnidaria; Anthozoa; Scleractinia; Poritidae.
AUGAAGUCCUUUGCAACGAUUGGCCUUCUCUCCUUUUUCAUUGGUGCUCUGAUGACAACUGUUGCGUCGGAGGAAACGUUCGAAACACCUGAGAACCAGGAAAAUAACGGUGAAUUAGGCGCCCCUAAGGAAACCGUUGAGAAUGAUGAAGUUGAUAAAGAAGACGACGAAAGUGAAGACGGGGAUGAUGAAAUAGAUGAUCCUGAAAGGUAACUAAUCCAGGCCACAGUACGGCGCCUGUUCUUCAUAUAAAACUAGUAGAGGUAAAGGUAAGGAGUCCUUAUUUUAUGUCGGUAGCUCGAAAUAGUCAUCUGACUAACACAUCUGAGGCCGAUAGUGCGCUCAUUUUUAACCUCCUCUCUCCAUUAGUGCUCCGUUUUACGGGUAUUUAAAGCUACUUAAAACUACAUGGAAAGGAAAGAAGUAGCAGGAAGAUUUGUGGUCACACCUGGGAAUCGAACUCGGGACCUCUCGCGCACAGAAGGCCGCGCACUAACCAACUCUCCUAAGUAUAAAUUUUAACAGCAACAGAGGUAUUUUCUUUUCCGCUUGUUUUAUCCAGAUUGGUUAUCCGAUACAUAUCUCGAUGCUUCUGUGAUUGUAAACCUCUUUCCGUUUGUCUGUUGAUAAACAAACGCUAAACGCCUUCUCUUCAGUUGCUUCCUUCUCGACAGUCAUGGCUUGGUUUAUGCUUAGUCCGAAAGUUGACAUGACAUUUAAUCGAAUUGAGACAUUUUAAUAAGUGAGCUAUGUGUGGCUUCAUAGCUCAGUUGGUAGAGCAACGCACUGGUAACGCGGAGGUCACGGGUUCGAAUCCCGUUGAAGCCCUGAUUUUUUUCAGGCUCCUUCUUUCCUAUUACUUAAAUUGGAAAAUUUACUGCGAUGAUCAUUCUUCACUUUCAUCUACAACCGCGGUUCAAAAAUGAAUUAUUUCAUAUAUACUUCAUAUCAUAACAACAAUAGCUGCUGUAACCUUUGCAAUUCUUAGAGACUACCUUUUAUAUACCUAUAAAUUGUUUUGUUAUACAAUUUAUUCAUGCUACAUAUUUUAAUUGUAUAUACAUUAUUAUUAUUAUUUCUUAUUUGUAAAUAAUUUUUAUUUCUGUGUCCCCAAUUAGUUGUGAAAACUAAAUACAUUGACACAUUAAUAAAGCUUUUACUUUACUUACUUACUUACUUUUCGACUAAGGACUAGGUUUCACACUGAGCCGAACAGAAUCCUCCACUGAGACCAGCACAAAUCACUCAUAUCUCUCUGUCUCAGAUACAUAAUGACAUCAGACAUGCUCAGUUUCUCUUCACCAAGCUUCGUCACUCCCUGCGCUACAAAACCAAAAGCCGAGCAGAGACAAAUGACAUAUUUCCCCUGGUAUGAAUUGCCACCAACCUCGGGAUCGGAUAGUGAAGUCGUUAUUAAGUUACUUUCUACAACUUUAGACCUUUGAUCGCCCAUCUUUCAUUCUUUCUUGGUACCUCCUUGGAAAAAAUCGAAGGAAAGUGCUAUUAAAAAAUUCUAUUUUUCCAGAAUUUACGCGCUCCAAUUUUUUAAUCGCUACAGUCCUGAUUGUUGCUUAUGACUAACAAUCUAUUCCUUUCCGUUCAGUCCAAACCCUGUUUCUCAAGAUGACGAUGAAAACGACAAUGCAGAGUUAGAGAAUCCAGAAAGGUAAACCAUAUUCAAAAACUGAAAUAUGUUAGCAAGUGUAAGUCACAACCAUUUCAAUAAAUUUAAACGUCCCAGCGCUGACUUGCAAACAUUCUGUUUGAUAAGUGAAAAAAUGUUCAAAUCAUUGUAAAUAACUAUUGUUUUCAGUGUUUCCAUGACAGCAGGCAGCCCAGCAGCAGAUCCGAAGGCUUUACCUUGGGUCCGCGGGAAACACCGACGAUAUUAUCCACGUCGACGAAUCUCCUAUCGACGCCGAUAUUAUCCACGCCGACGCAUCUCCUAUCGACGCCGAUAUUAUCCACGCCGACGAAUCUCCUAUCGACGCCGAUAUUAUCCACGCCGACGAAUCUCCUACCGACGUCGCUAUAUUGGAAAAAAAUGGUAG